Peromyscus leucopus (white-footed mouse) is the source of this 2229-nucleotide messenger RNA. It is a transcript of the gene Cnot8, whose product is annotated as CCR4-NOT transcription complex subunit 8. Gene Ontology annotation, cellular component: CCR4-NOT core complex; CCR4-NOT complex; P-body. Bases 310 to 1188 code for a protein of 292 amino acids. Gene Ontology annotation, molecular function: nucleic acid binding; poly(A)-specific ribonuclease activity. The transcript is spliced from 7 exons. Lineage: Eukaryota; Metazoa; Chordata; Mammalia; Rodentia; Cricetidae. The record is from RefSeq and is a predicted model, not a curated record.
GCGGGAGAGUCGGCGAGUCCGGAGGGCCGAAGGGUAGAGCGGCGCAGCCCGCUGGUUUGGUGCGCGUCGUCGGCCUCUCUGGGCACUGGGGCUCGCGUCUCACUGGCUCGCUGAGUUCCUGGAGCGGAUCCGGGGCAAGAGGGAAGAGAGCUCCGGGUCAAGGGCCGCUGCUGCCCGGACUCGGCUGCCAGCCCGCGCUCGGUGGGGCCGCCAGCCAGGAUUGGAGCCAGUGUGGACGAUCAAAUCAAACGGAAGGAGGCUUGUUCGCUAACAUAGUUAACUCACGGUGGCUCCUCAGGUGCCUUCAGGAUGCCUGCGGCACUUGUGGAAAACAGUCAGGUCAUCUGUGAGGUGUGGGCCAGCAAUCUUGAAGAAGAGAUGAGGAAGAUCCGGGAGAUUGUCCUCAGCUACAGCUACAUCGCCAUGGACACAGAAUUUCCGGGUGUUGUGGUACGACCAAUUGGUGAAUUUCGAAGCUCCAUAGAUUACCAGUAUCAGCUUUUGCGGUGCAAUGUUGACCUUCUGAAAAUCAUCCAGCUGGGCCUCACAUUCACAAAUGAGAAAGGGGAGUACCCUUCUGGAAUCAACACAUGGCAGUUCAACUUCAAGUUCAACCUGACAGAGGAUAUGUACUCCCAGGAUUCCAUAGACCUCCUUGCAAACUCAGGGCUGCAGUUCCAGAAGCAUGAGGAGGAAGGGAUCGACACACUGCACUUCGCAGAGCUGCUUAUGACAUCGGGAGUGGUUCUCUGUGACAACGUCAAGUGGCUUUCAUUUCACAGUGGUUACGAUUUUGGCUACAUGGUGAAGCUGCUGACAGAUUCUCGAUUGCCAGAAGAAGAACAUGAGUUUUUCCACAUCCUGAAUCUUUUCUUCCCAUCCAUUUACGAUGUGAAAUACCUAAUGAAGAGCUGCAAAAAUCUUAAGGGAGGUCUUCAGGAGGUGGCUGAUCAGUUGGAUUUGCAGAGGAUUGGAAGGCAGCAUCAAGCAGGCUCAGACUCCCUGCUGACAGGGAUGGCUUUCUUCAGGAUGAAAGAGCUAUUCUUUGAGGACAGUAUUGAUGAUGCCAAGUACUGUGGGCGCCUCUAUGGCCUGGGCACGGGAGUGGCUCAGAAGCAGAAUGAGGAUGUGGACUCUGCCCAGGAGAAGAUGAGCAUCCUGGCCAUGAUCAACAACAUGCAGCAGUGACAGCACGUACAUCCUGCCGCCUGGGCCAUCGCCCCGCCACUGACCUGUGCGUCUGCUCCGAGCAGAGACUGGGUUUCUGUUUAAAGAUGCCUUUAUUUUAGAUCCAGAAGAAGGGAUUUGCUCUGAAUCUGUAAACAAGUCUUCCUUGUCCUCAUGCCCACGCCCCUCUGCUGCCUCCUGCCACCAGCAUCCAUGGCUCCAUGGACACCUUUUUAAACCUCCGGGAUGUCUGAAACAAACCAGUAAAAUGUAUCUGACUCUUAUGUGUUGUCCUUCUUUUUCUUUUGGCUUUGCUGCUCUGAUGAGAUUCAGGUGAGCCGAGGCUGCCAGGGAGCAUGCUGUAUGUUCUUGGGAAGUAGGUCUGCAGCAGCAGCAGGCUCUGCCUGCCCUGGCAGUGCGUCUCCAGGCGGCAGUCCUGACUUAAAUUGAUUCCAUGGCUGCCGUGCUGAAAUCUGGAGAGUUCUGCCACUCUUUCUGUGGUUAGCGGGCACCUGAGCCUCAAGUCACCUUUUCAGAUGAACUGCCUGAGACUAGGUCAUGCUCCAGGUCCAUUUUGUCCUCAGCAGGGGGAUCUCAAUCAGCUGUGUUCUUAGCUUCCAUUUCCCCUGCUUGUAUUUAGAAACGUGAGAUGGUCAGGUGGUAGAGCUGAGCUCUGGAGUGUUGAGUCUUAGAAAAGUCACAGGAGUACUUGUGAGCAGGGCAGCAAGGGAGUUCACCUCAGACCUCCUGGAAUCAUCCCCACAGCUGUGCUCAGAAGCCUAUUGUUUUUCAGGGUUAGGCAUUUAAGAAGCACACUGGUUUUUGUUUUUGUUUUUUUUUUUUAAUGACUACAGAAAGUACAAUUUUGAGAAAGCAGAAACUUCUUGGGAAGUUGGAGACAGACGGCAGCAGCUUGGAGUGGUCUUACAUUUUAAAAGCUUGUGGGGAACUGAAUUUGAAAUGAUUACAAAAUGUCAAGUAUUAAAGCUGGUAUUUAAGAUGCUUGUAAAUAUUAUUUAUGUUUUUAAUUUUGUAAAAUAAAGAUUGCUUUUUAACCACUGG